Messenger RNA from Lampris incognitus (smalleye Pacific opah), 1641 nucleotides. It is a transcript of the gene shha, whose product is annotated as sonic hedgehog signaling molecule a. The record is from RefSeq and is a predicted model, not a curated record. Bases 1 to 1278 code for a protein of 425 amino acids. The transcript has 3 exons. Gene Ontology annotation, biological process: smoothened signaling pathway; cell-cell signaling; multicellular organism development. NCBI's taxonomy places the organism in Eukaryota, Metazoa, Chordata, Actinopteri, Lampriformes, Lampridae. Gene Ontology annotation, molecular function: patched binding; calcium ion binding.
AUGCCACCCUUGACCAGAGUCGUUAUAGCCAGUGUCAUCUGCUUGUGCCUGGUGUCCUCGGGGAUGGGCUGUGGACCGGGUAGGGGCUACGGCAGGAGAAAACACCCCAAGAAGCUGACACCUCUCGCCUACAAGCAGUUCAUCCCUAACGUGGCGGAGAAGACCCUCGGGGCAAGCGGGCGCUACGAAGGCAAGAUCACGCGUAACUCGGAGCGAUUUAAAGAGCUGACUCCCAAUUACAACACAGACAUCAUAUUCAAGGAUGAAGAGAACACCGGCGCCGACAGGCUGAUGACCCAGAGAUGCAAGGACAAGCUCAACUCCCUCGCUAUCUCCGUCAUGAACCAGUGGCCGGGGGUGAAGCUGCGGGUCACGGAGGGCUGGGACGAGGACGGGCACCACUUCGAGGAGUCGCUCCACUACGAGGGCAGGGCCGUGGACAUCACCACCUCGGACAGAGACAAGAAGAAAUACGGCACCCUGUCCAGGCUGGCGGUGGAAGCCGGAUUUGACUGGGUCUACUACGAAUCCAAAGCCCACAUCCACUGCUCCGUCAAAGCAGAAAACUCCGUGGCGGCGAAAUCGGGCGGAUGCUUCCCGGGCUCCGCUUCCGUCACCCUGCAAGACGGCAGCAAGAAGCAAGUUCAAAACCUCCGGCUGGGCGACAAAGUCCUGGCCGCCGACGACGCGGGAAACCCCAUUUACACCGACUUCAUCAUGUUCCUCGACCGGGAGCCGGCGGCGAGGCGGCUCUUCUACGUGAUCGAGACCGAGGGCGGGCAGAAGAUCACGCUGACCGCCGCGCACCUCCUGUUCGUCGGGCACAACGCGACGGGCGACCUCCGCGCCAUGACGCCCGCCUUCGCCAGCCGAGUCACGCCCGGCCAGAGGGUGCUGGUCCUCGACCAGGCGCGAAACCGGCUCACCCCCGUCGCCGUGACACGGAUUUACACGCGGGAGCACGAGGGCUCCUACGCGCCCGUGACCGCCCAAGGAACCAUCCUGGUGGAUCAGGUGCUGGCGUCGUGUUACGCGGUCGUCGAAGACCACCAGCUGGCGCACUGGGCCCUGGCACCUGUCAGACUCAACCACUGGCUGUCCUCGUUGCUUUUCCCGGGGCGGCAGCAGCAGCAGCCCCAGCAGCAGCAGCCCCAGGCCGGUGCCGCGCCGCAGAAGGACGGGGUGCAUUGGUACUCCAAGAUUUUAUAUCAAUUAGGAACAUGGCUCCUGGACAGCCACUCGAUCCAUCCACUCGGAAUGUCGAUGUACCCCAGUUGAAACCUCCACCCAACGGGAGCAGCAAACGAGACUAAUGUAGGACAAUGAACCCCAUACAGUAGAUUAAAAAAAAGAAAAACACAAAAAAAACACAAAAAACAAAACAAAAAAGAAAGCAAGAAAGAAAAAAAAAGAGAGAGAAAAGACAAAGGCCCCCCAGCGGAGUUGGGAUAUUUAUUUCAGUGACUUUUACAUGAUGUGUCCCUUUCAAGCAAACAAAGAAUGAAUGAAUGAAUGGAGCCUUAAAAAGUUUUCUUUGAAUAAUUUAUUCUCAUGCGAACUCGCCGGUCUCACACGGACGGAUUUCGGACUCGGUGUGAGCCGCAAAUUGUGCAUAAUCUAUUUUUGUACGUGUCUCGAGCA